Cariama cristata (Red-legged seriema) is the source of this 1070-nucleotide messenger RNA. RefSeq names its product hydroxysteroid dehydrogenase like 1 (gene HSDL1). The transcript is spliced from 4 exons. NCBI's taxonomy places the organism in Eukaryota, Metazoa, Chordata, Aves, Cariamiformes, Cariamidae. The record is from RefSeq and is a predicted model, not a curated record. Gene Ontology annotation, molecular function: oxidoreductase activity. The coding region runs from base 7 to 1002 and encodes 331 amino acids.
AUCACCAUGGCUGCAGUGGAUCGUUUCUACCUCUUGUACAGAGAGAUCAGUCGUUCCUGUAAUUUUUAUGUAGAGGCCCUGGCUAUAGUUGGAGCUUGGUACACAGUCAGAAAGUGUGUGUCUCUUGCGUUUGACACUUACAGCAUGCUUAGGUUGCAUUUAAUUCCAAAGCUGGGCGGCGAGAUUGAUCUUGUCAAGCAGUAUGGAAGAUGGGCGGUGGUCACUGGUAGUACGGAUGGUAUUGGGAAGGCAUAUGCCGAAGAACUGGCAAAGCGUGGUGUCAAUAUCAUCUUAAUCAGCCGAAGCAAAGAGAAGCUGGAGGCUGUAUCUAGGAGCAUAUCUGAAACCUAUAAAGUGGAAACAGAUUUCAUAGUAGCUGACUUCAGCAAGGGGCGUGAGCCUUACCCAGCCAUUAAGGAGGCUCUGAAAGACAGAGAAAUUGGGAUUUUGGUGAAUAAUGUAGGAAUGCUUUAUCCCUAUCCGGACUAUUUUACGACGUUGUCUGAGGAUAUGCUGUGGGACCUGAUCAAUGUAAAUAUUGCUUCUGCUAACAUGAUGGUGCAUAUUGUGCUGCCGGGCAUGGUAGAGAAAAAGAAAGGGGCAAUUGUGAAUGUUUCUUCUGCAUCCUGUUGUCAUCCAACACCAAUGUUCACAACCUAUGGAGCCUCUAAAACCUACUUGGACUAUUUCAGUAGAGCACUACAUUAUGAGUAUGCCUCCAAAGGAAUUUUUGUUCAGAGUUUAACCCCAUUCGUAAUUGCUACAAAAAUGGCACCUUGCAGCAGCACUGCAUCGAAGAGAUCUUUCUUUAUUCCUUCUGCUGAAGAAUAUGCAAGUCAUGCUAUUACUACUCUUGGGUUAUCCACAAGGACUACUGGUUACUGGAAGCAUGCACUAAAGUUCACGUUGGGUGAGCGCCUACCUGAAUGGAUCUGGGCAUGGUUUACAAUGUAUUUUUGCAGAACUGUACACAAGGAAGCUUUAACAUGCAAAGUGGAAUAGGAGUAUCUAGAUGUCCUGCGUAACGAGUACUAUAUUCUGACCAGAGUGCUGCAAAAAUGUUUAGUGAA